This is a messenger RNA of Cololabis saira (Pacific saury), 1298 nucleotides long. RefSeq names its product retinol dehydrogenase 14b (gene rdh14b). The coding region runs from base 62 to 1033 and encodes 323 amino acids. The transcript is spliced from 2 exons. Lineage: Eukaryota; Metazoa; Chordata; Actinopteri; Beloniformes; Belonidae. The record is from RefSeq and is a predicted model, not a curated record.
UCCGGGCUGCGUUCGUAACUCGGACAGAUAAUCAGCUGAUCCGUCCUUGCCGAGCGUCUCCAUGUCCACCGCCGUGCUGAUCGCCGCUGUGGUCGGCGGCGGAGUCCUGCUCCUCAUGCGCCGGUUGUUCCCGCGGCAGAAAGCGGUGGAGCUGCUCCGGUUUCCGGCCGGCAGCAUGCGGGGGAAGACGGUGAUCGUGACCGGGGCCAACAGCGGCAUCGGCCGGGCUGUGGCCGGGGAGCUGCUGCGGCUCCGGGCGAGGGUCAUCAUGGCCUGCCGGGACCCGGGCAGCGCCGAGGAGGCGGCCCGGGACCUGAAGCUCCAGGCGGGGCCGGAGCAGGGCGAGCUGGUCCUCAAACACCUGGACUUGUCCUCGCUCCGCUCCGUCCGCAGGUUCUGUGAGGAGGUCAUUGAGGAGGAAUCCAAGAUUGACGUGCUUAUCAACAAUGCCGGCAUCUACCAGUGUCCUUACACAAAGACGGAGGAUGGAUUUGAGAUGCAGCUGGGAGUGAAUCACCUGGGUCAUUUCCUCCUUACUCACCUGCUGCUGGACCUUCUGAAGACCUCAGCUCCAAGCCGCAUCGUUGUAGUUUCCUCUAAACUUUACAAAUAUGGCCACAUCAAUUUUGAUGACUUAAACAGCGAAAAUAACUACAACAAGGCGUUUUGUUACAGCCAGAGCAAGUUGGCCAACUUGCUGUUUACGCUUGAGCUCGCUCGCCAUCUCGAGGGCACCAGGGUCACGGUCAACGCUCUCACUCCGGGAAUCGUGCGGACCAGGCUGGGCAGGCACGUACAAAUCCCUCUCCUGGCUAAGCCGCUGUUCUACCUCGCCUCGUUGGUCUUUUUCAAGAGCCCGUUGGAGGGAGCCCAGACUCCGCUGUAUCUGGCGUGCUCCCCAGAGGUGGAGGGAGUGUCGGGGAAGUGCUUCGCUAACUGCGAGGAGGAGAAGCUGAUGGACAAAGCUACAGAUGACCAGGCAGCCAAAAGACUGUGGGACAUAAGUAAAAACAUGGUUGGACUCUCUAACUAAGCAUAGGCCAGUUCUGUGGACAGUACUGUGUGAACUUAAGUGUUGGAGCACUAAAUACUCUUGCAGCCCUGUGGGUACCAUUCUGCAGGAGAUUGGUUUUGAAAAAUCUUUAACCACCCUGGAGAUAAGAACAUGAAUGGAAUGACAUAUUGUGCCACUGAAGUGUGAUAAUUAAGAGCAUGUGAGGUACAUUGGACUGAGCUGAUUAGAGAUUGCGUAAGGAUGUGAGAUUGAAUUCGUGCCUGUUAAAGCGAUGGUUCAAACU